GACUGACAGUCGCCAGGAGGAGGAGGUGUGUCGCUCUGAGUGACCGCAACAGACCCUAGUGACCCGUAAUUUUGCCAUAUAUUGUGCAAAUUUCAUACAUAAUGCGUAGCCCGAAGAAACAGUAUUCGCAUACGAUCAGCCGGAAGCGAUUAGAAAUGAUGAAAAAAAGCUAAAGAAAUGAAGGCAGUAGCAGGUAGAACCGAUGACUCGUGGUCGCCAUCACAACACUUACCAAGACCAACACAUUGUUUACUGCUGGGAAAUAACUGAUGUUUCUGAAACCCAGUCAAUUGUUGAACAAGUAAAGCAAAGUGUAAGAUGACCUGUGUAGCCAGCACCUCGAUGGCCACCCCAGAUGCCGGCAGCAUCACCGUGGCCACCCCAGAUGCUGGCAGCAUCAGCAUGGCCACCCCAGAUGCUGGCAGCAUCACCGUGGCCACCCCAGAUGCCGGCAGCAUCACCGUGGCCACCCCAGAUGCUGGUAGCAUCACCGUGGCCACCCCAGAUGCUGGCAGCAUCACCGUGGCCACCCCAGAUGCUGGCAGCAUCACCGUGGCCACCCCAGAUGCCGGCAGCAUCACCGUGGCCACCCCAGAUGCUGGCAGCAUCAGCAUGGCCACCCCAGAUGCUGGCAGCAGCACUGUGGCCAUCCAAGAUGUGGCCACCCCACGUGACCAUGGCAGACCUAGAGGAAUGAAGCGUAAACUAGGUGACUCAUCUGUGGCCACCACCACCACCAUUGUGGCCACAGUGACCACGCCUUCACCCAUAUAUACAUCUGUCUUGACCACACCUGUGGUUACAUAUGUGACAACCUCGCCACAAAUAACCAUAUUUUCUGCGACCACCCCAGACGUGGCCACUCUAGACAUGGCCACCCCAGAUGUGGCCACCACUGUCCCCAGCUCAGCCGUCACCAUCUCAGCUGACCACAGUUCAGCUGACCCCGUCUCAGCCGUCACCAGCUCAGCUAACCCCAGUACAUCUACUGUCUACAGCUGGAGACGGUGAAAUAUUUGUUGAAAGUGCUAGUGUACAUGAUAUAUCAAGUGCUACAUGGUGGAAUGUGUCCAUCUACUUAUUGUUUUAGCAGCACAACUCACUUGGUGCUUAGUAGACAAAGUUGUAGUGGGUGAUCUUGUGAGUGACGACAACGUUACCUUCUUGGAGUUUGAAGAUGUUGCUACCCAGGUCAGUCUCAAGUUGAGGAUUGACUGCAAAGUGGGACAAAGCAUCUGUGACUUCGAGGAAGAACUUUCACACUCCCCAUGCUGAAGUCUUACUGUAUCCGCCUUAGAAAAAGAUAUCAGAGGAAACGUUUCGCCAGCCAAUAUAUGUUCAUUCCAGUAAAGAGAUGUUACUACAAUAAAGAUACCCAUGUGUUGCACAAAA
Cherax quadricarinatus is the source of this 1392-nucleotide messenger RNA. NCBI's taxonomy places the organism in Eukaryota, Metazoa, Arthropoda, Malacostraca, Decapoda, Parastacidae. The record is from RefSeq and is a predicted model, not a curated record.